Molecule: messenger RNA, 1136 nt
Organism: Rhineura floridana
Lineage: Eukaryota; Metazoa; Chordata; Lepidosauria; Squamata; Rhineuridae
Gene: CLTA
Product: clathrin light chain A
Exons: 6
Coding region: 171-848 (225 amino acids)
Biological process (GO): clathrin coat assembly; clathrin-dependent endocytosis; intracellular protein transport
Cellular component (GO): clathrin coat of trans-Golgi network vesicle; postsynaptic endocytic zone cytoplasmic component; plasma membrane
Molecular function (GO): clathrin heavy chain binding; structural molecule activity
Source: RefSeq, a predicted model, not a curated record
GAGCUUUCCGGCUAAGAGGAGGGAGGAGGAAAGGAGGACUGCCUGACUGAGUAGCUCGCGGAGGCCGGAAGUUGUAGCCGCGUCUGCUGCUGAGCCCGUUAAACGGCGGAGUCUGUCUUGUGCACGCUCACUCCCUUGCGGCCGUUGCUUCCUCCCCCUCCUGUUCGCCCAUGGCCGAAUUCGAUCUCUUCGGCGCCCCUCAGCCGGCGGCGGGGAACGGAGCGCUGGGUGGCGGCGAAGAGGAUCCGGCCGCUGCCUUCCUGGCCCAGCAGGAGAACGAGAUCGCGGGCAUCGAGAACGGCGAGGGCUACAGUAUCCUGGAGAACGGCGACGUGCCGUCGGGGAUGCAGGACGCGGAGGGGCUGUCCGCAGAUGCAGUUGACGGAGUGACAAAUGGUGACAUCUAUCAGGAGAGCAAUGGUCCCACAGACUGCUAUGCUGCUAUUUCACAAGCUGAUCGUCUGCAGACAGAACCGGAGAGCAUCCGCAAAUGGAGAGAAGAGCAACUGGAGCGUCUUGAAGUACUUGAUGCAAACUCUCGAAAGCAAGAAGCAGAAUGGAAAGAGAAAGCAAUAAAGGAGUUGGAGGAAUGGUAUGCCAGGCAAGACGAACAGCUACAGAAAACAAAAGCCAACAAUAGCACAAACAUAAACCAUCCUUGCUACAGCCUAGAACAGGCAGCUGAAGAAGCCUUUGUGAAUGAUGUUGAUGAAUCUUCCCCGGGCACUGAGUGGGAACGUGUGGCUCGGCUCUGUGACUUUAACCCCAAGUCAAGUAAGCAGACAAAGGAUGUGUCCCGCAUGCGCUCAGUGCUGAUUUCACUCAAGCAGGCUCCGCUGGUUCGCUGAAGGGGAAAGCACAUGCAACACUACAAAUGCAAUAUCUUUAACUUUACUCAGAGAAGCUGUGUUUGCAGUAAUUGAAUUAUGUUUCAGUGUUUUUUGUUUUUGGACCAAACCUCAUGAUGUAUUUAGAGUUUGAUCAUUGUUUUGUGAGUGCAUGUUUUUUCCCCCCCUCAUCUGUGUCCUCCUAGUGUCCAGACUGGGAAGAAGCUUCCAGAACUGUAGUCUUUGUGCUCUCGGGCAUUGAGAUUUCACUUUCAGCUGUACUGAUAUUAAAGAUCUGUUUAAACAGCA